Messenger RNA from Asparagus officinalis (garden asparagus), 1748 nucleotides. Its product is annotated as scarecrow-like protein 32. The record is from RefSeq and is a predicted model, not a curated record. Lineage: Eukaryota; Viridiplantae; Streptophyta; Magnoliopsida; Asparagales; Asparagaceae. Gene Ontology annotation, cellular component: nucleus. Gene Ontology annotation, biological process: regulation of DNA-templated transcription. Gene Ontology annotation, molecular function: DNA-binding transcription factor activity; sequence-specific DNA binding.
CCUUGGGCCUUGGCCGGCGACAACUUGAUUCCCCCCACCCCCCGACUCCAAUGCGCGCUCUCUCUCUCUCUCUCUACCAUUAACGUACUCCACAUCUUUCUCUCUCCUCUCGCAAAAUCCCUAGCUAGCUAGCUACUGCCCUUUCCUCCUCAGCUUCUUCUCUCACUAGAAUUCUCCCUGCCGCCGCUCGACUUAAUCAAUCAAUCAACCUCCUUCGCCCGCUCUCUUCGUAUCAUCACACGAAAAAACCAUUAAAAGAAAACCCCCCUGCGACCCUGAUGAUGCAAUUCUCAGAAAACGCGCCACCACAAGCGCCGCCGCCUAAUCUCCACCCAGACGCCCUGGGCCUCUGCCUCGACCUCCCUCCGCCAAACACCACAAGGCCCACAACCAACCCAUGGCCCACGUCUACCAAACUCUCCAACACCACCGCCUUCAGCUCCGCCUCCUGCAUGGAGCACCUCCUCGUCCACUGCGUCGCCGUGGACCGCAACGACCCCACCUGUGGCCACCAGCCCAUGUGGUCCUCAACACCAUCGCUCCUCCGACGGCGACUCCCACCAGCGCUAACCUCUGCCUUCCUCCGCUCUUUGAUUCUCCGCGCUUCCAACUCCGGCCGCCGCCUGCCCUGCCACCUGUCCCUCUCCCACGGCGAUCUCACCCUCCAUCGCUUCGCCCCUCAUCUCGCUUCUUUCGUCGAUCUAACUCCGUUUCAUCGGUUUGGGUACUCUGCUGCUAAUGCUGCCAUCUUGGACGCCGUCGAGAACUUCCCUCUUCUACAUGUUGUCGAUCUGUCGACGACGCACUGCAUGCAGAUGCCAACGCUCAUUGACGCCCUCGCUUCUCGGCCGGAGGGCCCGCCCUAUAUAAAGCUCACCGUAGCCCUGCCCUGAUCGGCAGCGGCCUCGUCCAUCUCCCCUCCGCCGCUGCUGGGCUGCUCCUUAUGAAGAUGUCUCGGCGCUCGCCUUUGUUACUUCGCUCGAUCACGAAAUAUCGGGAUGGUUAGGGUAAUUCCCUCCACGCCUGCGGACGGAUUCGAAACCUUAAUGGAGCAGUUAAAGCUGCAGAAAGUGGUCGGACCGCCGCCGGACAUCAGCGAAGCGCUAGUGGUCAACUGUCAUAUGAUGCCACAUUAUAUCCCUGACGAUGAAGCGUGUUCGCCGUCUGGAUUAUCGCCGAGGUCGAUGUUCUUCAAGAAUCUGCGUGAACUAGAGCCUAUGCUGUUAACGCUAGUCGACGAGGAUGUUGACCUAACAGCCAAUGAUGUGGUGACGAGACUGGGAGCGGCAUUCAAUUACCUGUGGAUACCGUAUGACGCGGUGGAUACGUUUCUGCCGAGGGGGAGCGAGAGGAGGAGGUGGUACGAGAGCGAGAUAGGGUGGAAGAUAGAGAAUGUGAUAGGGUAUGAGGCUGGGGAGGUGAAGGGGAUGUUGGAUGAGCAUGCGGCAGGGUGGGGGCUGAAGAAGGAGGAGGAGACUGAUUUGGUGCUUACAUGGAAAGGCCAUAAUGUUGUGUUCGCUACUGCUUGGGUGCCUUGUUGAUGGAGGGGAUUCGGUUGUAUUUUGAAUUUCAUGGAUGGAUUUAAGAGGUUUUGAACGUACUAAAUGAACAUGUUUAAACACAUGAAAUUGGGUGAUAAAGAUGAAGGUAUCAAGUUAAUUCUUGGGUGCCUUCUUGAGGAAGAUGAAGGUGAAGAAGUGACCGAAUUGGAUUGUAUAUGAAUUUCAUAUGGAUGUAAGAGGUUUAAU